AUUUUGAAACCCCCAAGGAGUCCUCUUCAGGACCUAAAAAAUGGGAAUGAAACAGUUCAGGAAUCCAGUGCUUUGAGAAAUAAGAAAAACUCUCGACGAGUCAGCUUUGCAGAUACUAUAAAUUUUAGAGUAUUCCAGACAGAGUCUCAUACGAAAAUAGCGAAAAAGUCUGGAAUUACAGUUUAUUCCUAGGUCAGGUGUGGGGAUGAAUGCCUGUGAUCUCAGCACUCAGGAGGCUGAGGCAAGAGGAUGUCUUCAACUUUGAGACCAGCCUUAGCUACAGGGUGACAUUCAAAACAUUUUUCUUUGGGCAGACUCACCUGUAGCUCACCUCCCACUUAAAGCCAGCAUGGGAAGAUGAGGUUUCAGGAGCAGCUACUGAGUGGCAGUGCCACAUUGCCCUGUGGCUCCCUGUACCGUGCCUGUUGCCUGCUUGUGGCCCUCUCUGCACUGCACUUUGGUGUCACCCUUGUCUACUACCUGUCCAGCCUCAACCUGAGCCACCUGCCCCGGCUAAUUGGAGUCCCCACAACAGUACUGGGCAUCGUUGCCAGCAGGCAUCCCCCUCGGCAACCCCAGUCUGGAGUGACCUGGGCACUGCCUCCUUUGAAUAUCUCUGCUCAGCCUCUCCUGGGUCAAGUCUCCAGUCCUGGUGUGAAUUCUGACCACAGCCCCACAAACAACUUGACUUCUGUCCCAAUGUUCCCCACAAAAGCACUAUUGCUGCCCACUUGCCCCAAGGAGUCCCCACUACUUAUUGGACCCAUGGUGAUCAAAUUUAACAUCCCUGUGGAUCUGGAAUUUUUGGCAACACAGAAUCCAGAGAUAAGGAUGGGCGGCCGUUAUACCCCCAAGGAAUGCAUCUCUCCUCACAAGGUGGCCAUCAUCAUUCCAUUCCGUAACCGGCAGGAGCACCUCAAAUAUUUGCUGUAUUAUUUGCACCCCCUUCUACAGCGCCAACAAUUAGACUAUGGUAUCUAUGUUAUCAACCAGGCUGGAGACUAUAUAUUCAAUCGUGCUAAACUUCUCAAUAUUGGCUUUCAAGAAGCCUUAAAGGACUAUGACUACAACUGCUUUGUGUUCAGUGAUGUGGACCUCAUCCCAAUGGAUGAUCAUAAUGCUUACAGGUGUUUUUCACAGCCACGACAUAUUUCUGUUGCAAUGGACAAGUUUGGAUUUAGCCUGCCUUAUGUUCAGUAUUUUGGAGGUGUCUCUGCUCUAAGUAAACGACAGUUUAUUAUCAUAAAUGGAUUUCCUAAUAAUUACUGGGGCUGGGGAGGAGAAGAUGAUGAUAUUUUUAACAGAUUAUCUCUUAAGGGCAUGUCUGUAUCUCGCCCAAAUGCUGUGGUUGGGAGGUAUCGCAUGUUCCGCCACUCAAAAGACAAGGAAAAUGAACCCAAUCCUCAGAGGUUUGCCCAAAAUGCACACACUGAGGAGACAAUGUACUCUGAUGGUUUGAACUCACUCACCUAUCAGCUGUUGGACAUAGAGAGACACCAAUUAUAUACAAAAAUCACAGUGGAUAUUGGGACACCAACCUAGUGUUUUGAUUCAAAUAGUAGAUUUACAGUGGCCAGGGAUCUCUGCUGUGUGUCUGUCAGUCUGUUGGACUGGUCCCUCUCAUUUGUGCAGUCUGAGUAAUAUGUCUCUUGCUCAUCAUUCAGACACCUCUCCUGAUGACCAGGAGGAGUGUGACAUUUUGUCUACAACUUGGCUUGUGUGACUUCUUAGCAGUUCAAGGUGUUUGUCAAUGUAGAAAAUAUCAGGCUGUGGGGGCUUCUGGACAUGCUCACAGUGUCACCACAAAGCCUCAGAACUGCACAGCUCAAAAUUGGUGACCAUGGGACUCAUUCCCACUGAUGAAAUUGCUAACUUGUAAAAUGGAUAAGAAUUUUGGUUAAAAAUGGGACGUUUGUAUUAUUUUAUGAAAAAUUGGAGGAUCGGAGAUUUAGCUAGUGGCGUAAAUACCUACCUGUUAAGCGCAAGAUCAUGAGUUCGAUCUCCAGUACCAAAAAUAAAAAUAAGAAAGAAAGAAGAAAAAUUGGAGACUACUGCUGAAAUUGGUUGGGAGGGUACCUUUUGGUUGUCAAGUUUUACAAAAAACACAAAGUUUCAACCAGUUUCCUAUUAUGUGCCCUUUUUUCAGUGGUAUGCACCUAUUACUGUAUGUUAUGUGCCUUUUUUUUUUUUUUUUUUUUUUGUCUUUUUCCUUUUCCCUUUUUAUCGGUAUCAGGAAUCAAACUCAUGACUGCCUGCUUCCAAGGCAGGCGCUUAUGCCGCUGAGCUAAAUCCCCAGCCCCUGUUAUGUGCCUUUUAAAAAAAAAAAAAACUAGAUUUUAUGUGUGU
Messenger RNA from Cavia porcellus (domestic guinea pig), 2346 nucleotides. RefSeq names its product beta-1,4-galactosyltransferase 1-like. Lineage: Eukaryota; Metazoa; Chordata; Mammalia; Rodentia; Caviidae. The transcript has 4 exons. Gene Ontology annotation, cellular component: Golgi apparatus. Gene Ontology annotation, molecular function: cytoskeletal protein binding; beta-N-acetylglucosaminylglycopeptide beta-1,4-galactosyltransferase activity. The record is from RefSeq and is a predicted model, not a curated record. Gene Ontology annotation, biological process: carbohydrate metabolic process; protein N-linked glycosylation. Bases 358 to 1542 code for a protein of 394 amino acids.